Gossypium arboreum is the source of this 2639-nucleotide messenger RNA. Its product is annotated as protein FAR1-RELATED SEQUENCE 6-like. The transcript has 3 exons. The record is from RefSeq and is a predicted model, not a curated record. Bases 560 to 2569 code for a protein of 669 amino acids. Gene Ontology annotation, biological process: regulation of DNA-templated transcription. Lineage: Eukaryota; Viridiplantae; Streptophyta; Magnoliopsida; Malvales; Malvaceae. Gene Ontology annotation, molecular function: zinc ion binding.
UCUAAUCUCAUUAAUCAAUCUCACCAUAUGUAAAAAUAUCGGCCAUGUAGCCCAUCUAAUCUAAGCAUAAGUUGUCACCAAACUCCCAGCAGCACAGUGCACGCAAUACAUUGUAGUUUCUUAACCAUGAAAAAGAGAAAGUUCCCACGUGUCAACUCAUCGAGUCCGAUAGAUCUACGAAACCUCUGUAAUCCCCGGUGUGAGACUCGCAAUUUUCCUUUCCCCAACGCCAAAUUCUAAAAGCAGUGAGUGAGCGGACUCAGCGCCUCGCCCCCCCGAGUCUCCUCGUCUGACUCACCUCAGCCCCACGAAUCAUCUGAAAGGAUGCUGUAGGCGCUAUAGGGGUUAAACUAUGCUAGAGGGGAAGCUUGUCACCUUGUCCUGUAAGUAGAUAAUCCAUGGGCUUCUCAGUGCUUCAGAAUCAUUUGCUCGAUUAUUGUUUGAUGGGAAAGCUGAUGAAGGUGAUUCUUUGUCAUGGACAAUAUGAAGAACAGCAGUAUAGUUUGAGUUGAAGGAUCGUCUGUGUUGAGCUUCUUAAUUUUGUACAUUUUCUUUCCAGAUGGAAGAAGUUUGCCUCAAUAGCGAGCCGGUAUUUGAUAUGGUUGAUGAGUAUGAGGUUGAGGGAGACUGCAGUGCCGUGGAACAUGAUGAUGAAACUGGUUCAAAACAUUCAAAGAAAGAACCACCUCUGCCGACCAUUGGUUUGGAGUUCGAUUCUUUCGACGAAGCUUAUGACUAUUACAAUAUCUAUGCUAAGGAACAGGGUUUUGGCAUCAGAGUUAGCAAUUCGUGGUUUAGAACCAAAAAGAAAGAGCGCUAUAGAGCAAAACUUAGCUGCAGUAGUGCAGGUUUUAAGAAAAAGAGUGAAGCCAACAACCCGAGACCCGAAACAAGAACCGGUUGUCCUGCAAUGGUAGUCAUUAGGCUUGUGGACUCUAAAAGGUGGAGAAUAGUUGAAGUCGAGCUUGAACACAAUCACCAGGUGAGUCCACAGAUCAAAAGGUUUUACAAGUCCCAUAAGAAAAUGAUUCUUGCAGCCAGAAAGGCACGACCGCCAGCAGAACCUGUAACAGAAAUACAUACCAUCAAGUUAUAUCGAACUGCUGCCAUGGAUGCUGUGUCUAAUGGAUUCUCAAAUGUUUCUGAAAGAGAGGGUAUUCAUCAACCAGAUCACUCUAAACAUCUGGAACUUAAAGAGGGCGACGCAUAUGCUGUUUAUAAUUUCUUCUGUCGCAUGAAGUUGACUAAUCCGAAUUUCUUUUACUUGAUGGAUUUUGAUGACGACAGUCGGUUGAAGAAUGUCUUCUGGGCAGAUGCUAGGUCCAGGGCCGCUUAUGGUUAUUUUUCCGACACCGUUGCAAUUGACACAACAUGCUUGACAAGUAAAUAUGAACUACCCUUGAUUUCUUUUGUCGGAGUGAACCAUCACGGGCAAUCAGUGUUAUUGGGAUGUGGCUUCCUUGGACACAAGUCAGUGGAGUACUUUGUCUGGAUUUUUAGAGCAUGGCUUAAAUGCAUGCUAGGGCACCAACCACAGGUUAUUGUUACGGACCAGUGCAAACCCUUGCAAAUUGCUGUUUCCGAGGUUUUCCCGAAGGCUCGUCAUUGUUUUUGUUUGUGGUAUAUCAUGCAGAGAGUUCCAGAGAAGUUGGGAGGAUUGAGAGGAUUUGAAGAAAUCAAAAGGCAGUUGAAUAAAGCUGUCUAUAACUCCUUAAAGAUAAUCGAGUUCGAAACUUCCUGGACCGAAAUGAUCAAGAAGCACGGACUUGGCGAUAACAAGUGGCUCCAAACUUUGUACGAAGAAAGGAAGCAAUGGGUACCGGUUUACCUAAAGGAUACAUUUUUUUCCGGAAUGAUCCCAAUUCGAGAAAACGAGAGUUUAAAUGCAUUUUUCGAUGGUUAUGUACAUAAGCAUACAUCUUUCAAGGAAUUUGUUGACAAGUAUGAUUUAGCUCUUUAUAGGAAACACCUAAAAGAAGCCACAGCAGAUGUGCAGUCAAAAAACUCAAGCUUUGAAUUAAAAACAAGAUGCAAUUUCGAGGUCCAGCUCUCUAAAGCGUACACAAAAGAAAUCUUCGAUAAGUUCCAAUCCGAAGUUGAGGGGAUGUACUCUUGCUUCAACACAAGGCAGGUGACUGCAAACGGGCCAAUAGUAACAUACAUUGUUAAAGAAAGAGUCGAAAUCGAAGGAAAUGAGAAGGAGGUUAGGAGUUACGAAGUUUUGUUUGAGACUAAUCAGGUCGAUAUCCGAUGCAUAUGCAGUUUAUUCAACUACAAAGGUUAUUUAUGCAGGCAUGCUUUGAACGUUCUUAAUUAUAAUGGUGUUGAAGAAGUUCCCUCGCGCUACAUACUGCGUCGUUGGUGUAAAGAUUUCAAGUUUCAGCAUGUCGAUCGAGGCUCCACUGACAUUGAUGUGUAUAGCCCGGUUGAUCGGCAAAGUCACUUUCAUAACUAUGCAGUACCGAUUGUAGAAGGUGGAGCACAAUCUGAGGAACAGUAUAAGAUCGCACUGCAUGAAUUGCAGGAAUUAUUAAACAAAUUUAAUCUUGUAGAUGACAGCUUAGUAUAACAAAGUGUACCAUCAAAUGUUUUAAACUAUUAAUUAGCAAGAAAUGCAAGUUUUUUGUUGUAAUUAUAAA